This is a messenger RNA of Didymodactylos carnosus, 3189 nucleotides long. NCBI's taxonomy places the organism in Eukaryota, Metazoa, Rotifera, Eurotatoria, Philodinida, Philodinidae. The record is from the annotation of a GenBank genome assembly.
AUGGAAAAUAACAAUUGUGGAGCAAGUCUAAUAUUGAAUCCAGAAAUAGCCAGUGCGCUGAAUGAUAAUGAAGAACACGAAUUAUCGACUUGUAACGAAGAAUUUGAAAAUCAAGAAGAGAUUCAAAAAAUUUUGUGUAAUGCAUUUGAUGACGAUGAUCAAGAGUUUCAAGAUGACCAAGAUUCUGUCAGCGACAUCUCAAAUAGCGAUGAGAAGGAUCAUUUGUCCUCGAAUCAAAGAGAUGUCUUUAAUCAGUAUAAUCAGCUUGCUUUUUCAACUCCAGCAACGAUAAAUCCACCAAAUUUGACCACACCAGAUUCACGAGAACGAUAUUCAAAUGGUGUUGAUUGUAUUAUUAUGAAUACAGUUUUAAACAAUUUAAAAAACAAAUGUGUUGUUGGUAGUUUUGGAAAUCGUAUGCAAUACAACAGUGAAGGUGCGGAAGAACAACAACCUUUACUUGAUCCAUAUUUCAAUGAUGAAUCAAGAUGGCAAUUAUUGAAUAUAAAAUAUAAUCAAUUGUCAGACGAGAAUAUGACUAUACGGAAUCGAAUUUUUUUUUUAGAAAAUGAACUUGAAAGAAGUGAAUAUUUAAAAUUACAAUUACAAAACAAAUUGACAUCGGCAGAAUCAUUAAUUGAAUCGUUGCACAAAAAAAUACAUGAAUUAAAACAACUGGAUAUACUUGGAUGUCAACAAGAAAGUUUUGAUCAAACUAUUACUGAGAUGAAUGCAAAACAUGAACAUGAAAUUAUGAGACUAAAAGAAAAAUUAGAAACAUUUGAAAUAAUGUUAAAUGAAAAAGAUCGGAAAAUCGAUGAUUUUGUUUUGAAAUUAGAAUUGGCAAAUAAAACAAAUGAAACUACUUUACUUGAACGUACCGAUAUCAUCAAUAAUCUUGCGCAACAAUUAACCAGUUGUCAAGAACGAUAUAACGACUUAAUGAAUGAAAAUAAUAAACAAAUUCAUUUGAGAGAACAAUUGCAACAAUUGAAUAGUGAAAAGAACAAAGCUGAACAACUAUGCAAUACUCUACAGAUUGAAAUUCAACAAUUAAAAGAAAAAUUACAAGCAAAUGAAGAUUUGUUUAAAAUUAAAAAUUUUACUCAUGUAGUAGAUUACAGCAAUACAGCGAGUUCUAUUCCCGUAUCAGUGGCAAAUGAUGAUCAUUCAUUCAACAGCAAUAACAUGUUGGUAGAAAAUGAAAAACUUCGUCAACGAAUCGAUGAACUAUUAUUGAAUAAAGAACAUCUAAUCAAGAUUAAUGAUAAAAAUUAUGAAAAACAUAUUGAAGAACUGAAUAAUGAGUAUCAGGAGCGCUUAAAAGAAAAAGAUUGUUUAUAUCAUGCACAGAAGCUACAAUCAAUCCAUGAACUAACCGAAAAAUAUGAAAACGAAAAAUUUUUAAGAAAUAUUGAACAUGAAAAAUUAAUUAAUAAAUUGAAUGAUGAAUUAUCAGAUGUAUGUGAUAAAAAACAAAAACACUCAGAAGAAUUAAAACAACAGAUUAAUAAAUUAACGAACCAACGAGAUGAUUACGAAGUUAAGUUAAAUUUGGUUUUAAUGGAAAAUAAAUUACUUAAAGAAGAAAAUAGUGAAUUAGUAAAUGAGUUAAAAGAACAACAAGACAAAUUGACAAUUACUCAUCAAAAAAAAAGAUGCGUCGAAUCACAAACGGAUAUUGAUCAAGUCGUUUAUGUUGAAUUAUUGGAAUUGCGCAAUAAAAAUGAUCACUUAUUAAGUGAAAUACAACAAGUAGAAAUUCGAUAUAAAGAACGGCUAGAAGAAAAUAGAUUUUCAAUCGAAAGAUCUGAUAAUGUCAUUGUUAAUCAACAAAGAGAAAUUGAUCAGUUGAAACAACAGCUUGAACAGCUUGGACAAGAAAAACAAGAUUUAGUAGUUAAACAACAACGAGUAGUUGAUAUUCAGAUGGAAACGGUAGAGAGUGACAAAGUUCGACUAUUACAAUGUGAAAAUGAUGAAUUGUUAAAUAAACUUGUUUCAACUGAAAGUAAAAUUAGACAGUUGAUUAACGAAAGCAAUGAUUAUAAAUUAAAACUGAAUAGUAAACAAAUGGAAAUAAAUAGUUUAAAAUUUGAUUUAGAAAACUUUAAACAUGAUGAAACGAUUCUGAAAGACCAACAACAAGAGAAGAAUGAAUUAGAACCCAUAAUAAAACAACGUGAUCAAUAUUAUGCUGAAUUAUGUAAAAUGCGGGAUGAUGGAAAUGUUUUAAAACAACAAAUGAUUGAAAGUUUUCAAUUGAAAGUAAACAGUUUGAAACAAUUUGCAACAAAAAAAGAAUAUGAAUAUAAACAAAAAUUAGACUUGAUGGAAAAUGAAUACAUGAAUCAAUAUGAGCAAAUGUUGUCAACAACUAAACAAUCGAUACAAACAAUAAUGGAUCUUAAACAAGUGGAAUUUACAAAAGAAAAGACUCAAUUGAUAGAUGAGUACGAGAUGAAAAUUACUGCUCUCCAACGACAACUGAGUAGUGAUGAACAGAAAAGAGAAAGUAUUGUGCGUAAUUUGAUUCAAGGAAAAGAACAUGAAUGGGAACAAAAGUUCAUUUUAUCUGACAAUGAGAAAAAAGUGUACGAAAAGAAGAUUGCUGAAUUAAAUCGAAUAAUUAAACAGUUGAAACGUCAAUUAGAAAAAAGCGAACAAGAGCAUCAACGUUCUCUCGAAGCUGAACAAUCGAAUCAUGAAAAAUUACGUGAAACAAUUAUAUCAACAUUAAACAAACAACAUGAAAUGAAAUUAGCAGAACAAAAAUUUGAAUUUGAACGUUUGUUAACACAUCCGGCUAAUAAACUCCAUUUUACAUCGUUAUUAGACGAAACGAAACAAAAAAAAAAUCAUGAAAUUCACAUAUUAUACGAUCAAAUAUCGAAACAGAACGAACAACAAAUUAUUUUGAUCGAUGAACAUCAAAAACAAAUUGAGCAAUUAAAAUGCAAUUAUGAAAAACAUUAUUCAUAUUUAUUAAAUGAUUGGAAAUCGUACAAUGAUGAGUUACGCAUUGACAAUGAGAAAUUAAAACAAAAAUUACAAGAACAUGAACAAACAAUAAUUAGUUUAAAAUAUGAGAUAACCAAUUUGAAACUUCAAGAUUUACAACAGUUUAAUGAUUUGUCAAAUCCAAAAUUGUUGAAUCAGAGUAAAAAUUCAUAUUGUAACAAACUUUGA